Ogataea polymorpha is the source of this 741-nucleotide messenger RNA. RefSeq lists its product as uncharacterized. The record is from RefSeq and is a predicted model, not a curated record. Bases 1 to 741 code for a protein of 246 amino acids. The transcript has a single exon. NCBI's taxonomy places the organism in Eukaryota, Fungi, Ascomycota, Pichiomycetes, Pichiales, Pichiaceae.
AUGAAAGCUGUGAGCACAUGGCUGUUCCAAGCCACAGAUGAGCGUCCAGUGACUCCCGAGCUGGAUCUGCAAAAUGUGCACAAACUUGCAAUUCCCUCCUCGCCGUCCCCGGCCCAAAGCGAAGCAACUAGCCACAUAUAUACCGGGACUCUGGCAGAAGGCCUGGAGCUACUGGCAGAGGCGUUGCAAAAGGACUCGGACCAUCUGAGUGACGCCUUUGCCAGGAUUCUGGACUCCAUGGUCGAUUCAGGGUUAGUGACGUCCACUCUGUACAAGAUUGACGACGAGCUGAAAUUCCUAAUUCUGGAGACGUUUCUAUCCGACAGCAACCUGGUCGAGCGGUUCAAAGCGCACCGCCAGCAGAACAGGGAGCAGGACGCUUUGCUGGCGAUCGAGCGGGCCAAACGGGGGUUGGAAAUGGCGAGCAGGACAGCCAGCUCUGUGAGUCCUUCAGAGCACUUUCCUCCGGAGGGCGAGAGAGCGAGAUGGACCCUGAGGUUUGUGGAGUUUGUCGACCUCAUUCUUACCAUGUGGGACCUGCUCUUCACCGGCAUCAUCGGUCCGAUCGUCUCCUACUUGUAUGCCUGUCUUUGCGAACAGAGCUCCAAGUACGACAUUGGCAGAUACGUUGCAACAACACUUUUGUUCUGCAACAUAAUUCUCCGCCGGCUGGUUACCCUUUUAGGGCGUCUUGUCAGGCGUCGCGAAAACUCGCGCAUCACGUCUUCGGGGCCAACGUGA